AGGGAUUUACUGGUGGUUACCCACUCAACUACUAAUCUUAUUUCAUGGGUGCACUCAUCAUGAGUCAUGCCGACUGCGCUAACACCUAAAUGGACCCCGCCUGGAAUGGUUGAGAGCUUAAAUGUUCUAGGGAGAGCCAGGGAAAUUCGAUGGUAACUACAGUAUUUUCCUCACACUUGAAGACAAAUACCAAUGGCGACAGAAUCUCAUGCCAUCGUCUUCGGAGCAGCUGGACUGCUCGGAUGGGCGACCUUGAACCAGCUGCUCUCGGGUUACCCCUCGUCAAGCCCAUUCUCUCGGGUCACUGCCGUCCUCAAUCGGCCCGUCUCGGAGCCCGACCUCUGUUUACCUUCAGGGCCGAACCGGCCUUCUUUUGAGCUAGUUUCAGGGAUCAAUUUGCUAGAGGCAGACGGAGAUGAUCUUGCGAAGCAACUGAAAGAAAAAGUCCCCGACGUGGAAGGGAUAACUCACGUCUUUUAUUUCGUCUUUGCGCCGUUUAACGAUGACCAUAUCCAAGAGUGUACCCAAAACUGCGGUAUCAUGCAGCGACUGGCCGACGCAAUGAACAUCGUCGCCCCAAAGCUGCGAUCGUUCGUGUAUCCCGGCGGAUCAAGAGGCUACGGUAUUUACAUUCCUGGUGGUGUCUUCCACCCACCACUCGAAGAAUCCAUGGCCGACAGCAUACCAGCAGAUUACGCCAAAACAGUCGCAUAUCCGUGGUUCAGAAAGAUUUUGACUGAAGCAAGCAAAGAUCGCAAUUGGACCUGGAGUGAGGUCUGUCCGGAUGCUGUGGUUGGGUUUUCUCCUAACGGCUCGGGGUACUCUCUUGCCCUUCACUGGGCGCAAUACCUCUCUCUAUAUGCAUAUAAUCACAGAGGCUCCACCAACGAGGAAAUAGAAGUUCCGUUUCCUGGGAGCGAAGCCGGUUAUCGAUCGCUGUAUACCCCUGUGUCGGGCGAAAUUCUUGGUCGCAUUGCAAUCCAUGCAGCACUACAUCCAGAAUCAUGCGGUGGGAAGAUUAUCAACAUGCUAGACAACGAUACACCCGUCAGUGCUAGCGACCUAUGGCCGCGCAUCGCGGCCUGGUUCGGGCUGAAAGGAGUUGGACCAGCGGCAGACGACGACGCUCUCAAGCCAAGUGAAUAUAUCGACAAAAACCGCCAUCUGUUUGCUCAGGAUGGGGCUCCAAAGGGAGUGACCUGCGGGGUGGGCAUCGGAAAUAAGCAAUUAGAUUCUGUUGGCUGGUGGCUGACUUUUGACCGACAUUUCAGUCCCAAGAGGUUGAGAACGGUGGGAUUUACUGAGCAGCGAGAUCCGGUUAAUGGCUGGCUGGACGCAUUCGAGAGAUUUAGGGAGGCGGGGAUUAUCUUUUGAAUUUCUGUUUCGAGUAGGACUGUUGCAUGUACUGUACAGCUGCUCACGAACUUUUGUUUGGUGUCUCGAGCUGCUGAACUCCUUGUCUAAGAAAGAUACCCGAUUCUUUGGCCUUGAGGCCCUGAAGAGACUUCAAUCAUCAAUAUCAGUAUUACGAAUGACUUUACAACAAGAUUUGACAUUUACUGCAGCCAUUAGCUCCUAUAGUCGGCCAGUGCGGGACAAGGUGAAUAAAUAAGUUGUUUGACUGAUCUUUCCAU
Messenger RNA from Aspergillus saccharolyticus JOP 1030-1, 1634 nucleotides. RefSeq lists its product as uncharacterized. The record is from RefSeq and is a predicted model, not a curated record. The transcript is spliced from 3 exons. NCBI's taxonomy places the organism in Eukaryota, Fungi, Ascomycota, Eurotiomycetes, Eurotiales, Aspergillaceae. Bases 193 to 1374 code for a protein of 393 amino acids.